Coffea eugenioides is the source of this 1623-nucleotide messenger RNA. RefSeq lists its product as uncharacterized. The coding region runs from base 1 to 1623 and encodes 540 amino acids. The record is from RefSeq and is a predicted model, not a curated record. Gene Ontology annotation, molecular function: protein binding. NCBI's taxonomy places the organism in Eukaryota, Viridiplantae, Streptophyta, Magnoliopsida, Gentianales, Rubiaceae. The transcript is spliced from 7 exons.
AUGGCAAGGACUAAAAGACAGAAGAUUAAUGGAAAUACACUUGUUGAUCAACCCGAGGAUAUAGUUGAAAAUCAGAUUCACAUUGAGGAACCUAAUUCUACAAAUGAAGAAAAUGCAGAUGAAAAUUCACAAAGAAAAACUAGAGGGCCAACAUAUAUGACAGAAAUAUGGGGUAAACCUAGUAGUUGUCAUCGGUACAAAGUUAGAUUUGAUAAGGAUAGUGAGCCUGUUGGUAAGAACAAGUCCAAAUUUGCUGAGUUCUUAGGAACAAUAGCAAGAAAUGGAAAGUAUGCUCCUAUAGACGUGACAGAUUGGCGUGAAAUGACAACUGAUAAGAAGCAAGACAUGCUUGUACUAGUGAAGGAAAAAUUUCGUCUUCCUCCAGGUGCAGAUUUCUGGACUUUGAAAUCUAUUGGCAAAAAAUGGAGAAAUUGGAAAUCAGCUUUAAAGGCAAAAUAUUACAAUCCAAAUGAAUCCAUUGAGAGUCAAAUUAACAAUAGGGAUCAACGGAUCUUGAAAGAUCAGUGGAGAAAUCUUCUGGCUUAUUGGAGCUUAGAGGAAACAAAGAUGAAAAAAUUAGGUCAUCUUCCAUCACGAGUUGACAUGUUCGAACACUGUUAUACUGACUCAAAUGGAAACCCGGGAAAUGAUGACGUUGCAACUACAUUGGUGACUUUGAAAGAAAAAGUUAGCCAACUUCCUCCUGGUUCUAAUGAUGAUGUUGGUCGUGAUGAUACAUUCGCCCAAGUAUUUAGGGAAGAUAAGAAUGGACGUGUGCGCAUGUAUGGUCUAGGUGUGACACCAUCAGACAAAUGGGGUAAUGCACCUAGUCGCAGCACUUGUCAGCGUAUUGUUAUGGAGCAAAAGGCAGCAAUUUCUAAGAUGGAAGAAAAAUUUGCUGAACAAGAUCAGCAGCUUAAAGACCAAGCCAAAGAACUUACAGAGCUCAAAGCAAUGGAAGGUGAUUGGGUGGAUAUUGUCAGUUUGCUUGAUCCAACAAAAUAUCUAGCUAUUGGUUGCCUCCAAGGAAUUGAUCCUUCUAAAGUUGUUGGCGGACAAUCAUUAGGACCAUGUUGGUGUGAAAUACUAGUACAAAUUGUGGUGGAACGCAGCGAACAAUUGAUUAGGCCUUAUGGGCUCUUGCAGACAAUUGAAGAUGCACUUGGUGCACCGAUUGCUUGGCCACUGAAAUUGGUUUUAAAUUUGAAAGACAACAACUUAACUGGCCACAUACCUCGCUGUUUUAACAACUUUACAGCAACGACAUUGACAGAAUUGGACUCUAUAGGUAUUUACGUUCUGAAUUCAAGUUAUUUUGUAGUUGACGACAGUGAAGAACUCUCACUUUUCAUCAAAGGUGGAAUGUUGAACUACACAUCAAGCAAUGUGCCAUAUGUUAGAUUCAUGGGGCUCUCGGGAAAUAAACUAAGUGGGGAAAUACCUAUCGAGUUAAUGUCUCUUGUUGGAUUGCAGGGUUUGGAUUUAUCUAGAAACCAUCUAAGUGGAAGAAUCCCAGAAAACAUUGGGAACUUGAACCAACUUGAGUCUCUAGAUUUAUCCAAAAUGACCUUUCUGGUCCAAUUCCUCAAAGUUUGUCGGAACUUAAAUCUCUGGGCUGGCUGA